Molecule: messenger RNA, 600 nt
Organism: Acanthosepion pharaonis
Lineage: Eukaryota; Metazoa; Mollusca; Cephalopoda; Sepiida; Sepiidae
Source: the annotation of a GenBank genome assembly
AUGCGUAGCCAUAUAUAUAUAUGUCCUGCCCCUAUCUAUCUAUCUAUCUAUCUAUCUAUCUAUCUAUCUAUCUAUCUAUCUAUCUCAGUUAUUCAUAUCUAUCGCAUUAUUUCUCUCUCUAUCUAUUUCUGUUCCUAUCUAUCUAUCUAUCUAUCUAUCUAUCUAUCUAUCUAUCCUUUCCAAUCCUUUCUCAGGCGUCAUCUUUUUACCAACUUCAUUCAAUCUUCUUCCAUUUUACUGAUCCAUUGCCGCGGGGCUGAGCGUAAUGGGGGCCUGGUUAUUUCAUUUUGGCGAUGUACGACCAUCGCCGAGCCGGUGACGAAAUUAAUUGUUUUUUUCGCCGCCAGGGUCACGUUUCAUUGUAAUCAAGGAUAUUUCUGUCUCAUGAGAGAGCCUCUUCAAUUCUUGGAAUCUAUCUAUCUAUCUAUCUAUCUAUCUAUCUAUCUAUCUAUCUAUCUAUCUAUCUAUCUCAGUUUGUUUUCUAUCUAUCUAUCUAUCUAUCUAUCUAUCUAUCUAUCUAUCUAUCUAUCUAAUUCUUUUGCUAUCUAUUUAUCUCAUUUUUUUCUAUCUAUGUUUAUCUUUUCAAAUCUAUCUAUCUGA